AUGGAGAAUGUUUUCGACAGUGGGAGACGCGACUAUGUGCAAGAUGGAGCCGUCGUCGAAGAAGAAGCUUUUAUGGAAGAUGAGGAUAUACCUAUGGAGGACUACUCCUCUCAUGACACCAGCAACAUGAAUUUUGAAGAGGCUACAAUGGAUGGCGUUGAUGAACCCGGCGUUAAGAGACACCGACGCACACAGUCGCUCGAGGCCUUGGCCAACGCUCCUGAUGCGAAACGUCGAGCUCGAUACCUUACCAUGGCCGAGAUGUCUGCGACUGCUGAUACCAGUCACUCUGUUGAGACUGCCUACGUCGUGGAUUCAGUGGGAGAUUUACCAAGGACAUUCAAGUCAGCAAUGGAAUCCAGCGACGCAGUCAAGUGGAAAGAGGCUUGUGACUCCGAAAUAAAUUCCCUUCGUCAAAAUGAGACCCGGAAUCUCGUGCCGCUUCCACAGGGACGCAAGGCAAUUGGUAAUCGAUGGGUAUUUCGGGUCAAGGAGAACCAGGAUGGAGAAAUCGAGCGGUUCAAAGCGCGUCUGGUUGCCAAGGGAUUUUUGCAGAAGUUUGGCAUCGACUAUGACGAGACGUUUGCACCAGUGGCCAAGUUCACAUCGAUCCGAAUCGUGCUCAGUUUAGCUGCGAAGUACUCGUUCAUGAUUCACCAGAUGGAUGUCAAGACAGCAUUUCUAAAUGGACAUCUUGAUGAAGAUGUUUACAUGGAGCAGCCAGACGGCUACGUUGAUGAAGACCAUCCGGACUACGUGUGCAAGCUCAAGCGUUCGCUGUACGGACUGAAGCAGUCGCCGCGCAUGUGGAACCAGACCAUUGACGAUUUUAUGCUGGGCUUGGAUUUUAAGAAGUGCAAGACCGACCAUUGCAUUUAUUUCAAGCGAGAUCAAGAAGACUUGAGUUUUGUAGCGCUGUACGUUGACGAUUUGGUCCUCGUAAGCAACAACGCCGAACUGAUUAGAGCUACAAAGGAUGCGCUAAGUGAGCGGUUUGAGAUGACGGAUCUCGGCGAACUCAAGUACUUCCUCGGAGUGGAAGUUAACCAAGAUUGUUCAGCUGGUACGAUUUCGAUUUGUCAGUCCAAAUUUGCAAAGGACAUCCUUGAGAAAUUUGGCAUGGAUAACAGCAAUCCUGUCAGAACUCCACAAGACCCUGGACUCAAGCUGACAAAGUCAAUGUGCGUGGAUGGGUGCAAGCAUGACGAAACCAUGGCAGGUGUACCAUAUCGAAGCGCAGUCGGUUGCCUGAUGUACUUGAUGGUGGGAACACGCUCGGACCUUGCGGCUGCAGUGGGAGUGCUUAGCCAGUUCUCGGCAGACCCUUGUCCGACCCAUUGGCAGGCUCUCAAGCGGGUAUUACGUUACAUCCAAGGCACAAGGGAAUAUGGAAUUGAGUAUCAAGCAACAAACAAUGACAAACUGCACGGCUAUUCGGAUGCAGACUGGGCAGGCGAUGUGGAAUCUCGACGCAGCACGAGCGGGUACACGUUCAUAUUGAACAACGGGUGUGUAAGCUCGAGAAGUAAGAAACAGAGCACUGUGGCUCUUUCAUCUACGGAAGCAGAGUACAUGGCGUUGUCGGAAGCUGCACAAGAAGCAAUUUGGCUGAAGGCACUAUUAUGUGAGCUCGACGAGAUGAGGAGCGAUGAAGCUGUCAAGAUCUACGAGGACAACCAAGGCUCCAUCGCAUUGGCCAAAAAUCCCGAGUUUCACAAGCGCACCAAACACAUCGACAUUCGUUUUCAUUUUGUACGCGAGAAAGUGGCUGAAGGAACAUUGGUGUUGGAAUACUGCUCGACCAAGGACAUGAAGGCCGACCUGAUGACGAAGCCAAUUCCUGUAGUACAGUUUCAACAUCUACGGAACAUGCUGGGUGUCAAGGUGCUAACUUCUGCCGAGGCGAGUGGGAGUGUUGUCACAAAUGCGCCUCGGCAUGCGUAUUCGCACAAGAACCUGUAG
Molecule: messenger RNA, 1962 nt
Organism: Peronospora matthiolae
Lineage: Eukaryota; Oomycota; Peronosporomycetes; Peronosporales; Peronosporaceae
Source: the annotation of a GenBank genome assembly